GAGCAAAGGCGAGAAUGGGAGAACCCGAGCUAUAGUACAGAAUCCUGCAACUCAACAGCCCUCUGCAUUACCAGCAUCCUCACCUCUAUCUUCCUGCCGUCCAGCAACUCCAGUCAUGGCAACCUCCGCCAGUGCUCAGUUGAGUAAGGCCAUAAAGCAGAUGUAUCUGGAACUGCCACAGGGAGAUAAGGUGCAGGCUAUGUACAUCUGGGUUGAUGGGACCGGGGAGGGUCUUCGCUGCAAGACUCGCACUCUGGACAGUGAACCCAAGACCAUAGAAGAUCUUCCUGAAUGGAACUUCGAUGGAUCUAGCACAUACCAAUCCGAGGGUUCCAACAGUGACAUGUACCUGAUUCCAGUUGCAAUGUUUAGAGACCCUUUUCGAAGGGACCCCAACAAGCUGGUACUCUGCGAGGUGCUCAAAUACAACCGAAAAACAGCUGAAACAAACUUGCGUCAUACAUGUAACCAGAUAAUGGACAUGAUGGCCAAUGAGCAUCCAUGGUUUGGCAUGGAACAGGAAUACACAUUGCUGGGUAUGGAUGGACACCCUUUUGGCUGGCCUUCAAAUGGCUUCCCAGGACCACAAGGUCCCUAUUACUGUGGAGUGGGUGCAGAUAAGGCAUAUGGUCGGGAUAUUGUGGAGGCUCAUUAUCGGGCUUGCCUUUAUGCUGGUGUGAAAAUUGCAGGAACAAAUGCAGAAGUUAUGCCAGCACAGUGGGAGUUCCAAAUUGGGCCAUGUGAGGGAAUAGAAAUGGGAGAUCACCUUUGGAUUGCUCGAUUUAUACUGCAUAGAAUUUGUGAGGAUUUUGGGAUCAUUGUUUCGUUUGACCCAAAGCCCAUAACUGGAAACUGGAAUGGAGCUGGAUGUCACACCAAUUUCAGCACAAAGUCAAUGCGUGAAGAAGGAGGCCUUAAGGACAUAGAAGAAUCCAUUGAACGUCUAAGCAAACGUCAUGAUUAUCACAUCAGAAUGUAUGACCCAAGGGGUGGUAAAGACAAUGCCCGUCGUCUCACAGGUUUCCAUGAGACCUCCAGCAUCCAUGAGUUCUCUGCAGGAGUGGCAAACCGUGGUGCCAGUAUCCGCAUUCCCCGCAGUGUAGGCCAGGAGAAGAAAGGCUAUUUUGAAGAUCGUCGUCCAUCAGCCAACUGUGAUCCCUAUGCUGUGACAGAAGCUAUGAUCAGAACCUGCCUACUGAAUGAAACUGGAGACGAACCUCUUGAAUACAAGAACUAAUAUAAAACAAAAUAGUCAAUACUUGCUGUUCUCUUGCAACAUUCAGAGAAGAGAAUUUUUAGCCAGUUCUGUUUCUAUUUCCAUAUAAAUGUCUGUGUCAAAUGUAUUAUUGUGUUUUGGCAAGAAAAUUCUGUUUUUAGAUAGUCCUCGUUAGCUGGAUUUAAUUUGUAUCUUUUCAUGCAUUUCCCUCCUGAUUUUCAUAACAAAGUAAUAAGGGAAAACUGCCAGGGAUUUGUAUGUGAAAAUCGAACAGUCAGUGGUAACGGUGGGUUGUCUUAAAUAAGUCAAAAAGUAGAUGAAACUCAUUUAACAUAAAAACUUCAAAGAGAUAGAAACAGGACUGGCCAAAGCCCAUCGCUAUCAAAAAGGCCAGUAAAAUUCUGCUACAAGGUACAUAUUUGUGAAAAUCUCGGUUUUUCUACUGGGCUCUAGAAUAGGCACCUAUGUCAGAAAAGGGUAUGAGGUAUUUACAGUUAAUAUAAUAAAUAUUGUUUUGAUGGGGCUGUGCCCCAGGUCAGGUCCACUAACAGAAUCUCAAACAAAGCCCUAGUUCUACAACAAAUUGUUCUAAAGAUCUGGAUUACAUUUGAGAAAAUAUAGGAUUAUGGAAGUUCAGGGCAUAACUUUUGCUUUGUGUAACUUUUAAGUAUGGGCAUUUUAAACUGGGUAGAGAAUGAGAGAAUUUGUGAGCAAGCAGUAUAAGAAACCUUAUUGGCCAUUUUAAUUCUGAUAACCACUAAUAAAAACACAAAGGGCUCUACCCAUUAAAUUCUUGCUUUUGCCAGGUAAUUCUAGGCAGUUGAUAAACUAUAGGUCAGUGCUGCUUUCCAACUAUCAUUACUGAUAGAAAUGCAGGGUACAAUUUUUGCUGCCAAGGAAACCAGGGGUAAUUUAGUGAAUUUUAUGCAUUAUUACAUGUGCAUCCAUGGUACUUACAAUGUUGUAAUUUGGGUCCAUCUGUCUAGUAUUUUUAUAUUUUAAUGUAAAUUUAGAUUCAAGAAAACUAAAAUUUGAAAAAUGAUUAUAUAUAUUAAAGCACUUGGAUUGAUAAAAAUAAAAUUGCAAUUACAGUUUUUGUUGGUGCUAAAAGUAAGUAAGUUGGAGGUUUGCAGUGUAUGCAGUACAAAGGCAUAAGCCAACUGAGCAAUAGGCCCAUAAUAAUAAAGACAGGAGACAUGGCAGCUGCUGGGGAAUCCUGCUGUGUGAAGGACCCAAGGGAGAUUCUAACUGACACAUGGCUUCAUUUUAUGGAUAUGAUAGAGUUGCAAGGGCCAGAAACGUAUUGUUUUGGCAUUGUAAGGCAGUGAAGAAAUGAUUAGCCUUUUGUAGACUGGGUAAGGGAAGUUUUACAGGCGAAGCUUUCAUUUGGCAGGCUGUUCCAUUUUCAAUGGGAUUGCAACAUAUAAUUAAUUUUCAGUUGCAUAGUAGUAAUUAUUGUUUCCCGAAACUACAGGGACUCGCAAAAACAUGGGACAAUUUCAGGGGCUUUCAACACCUUAUUACUUUCUCUCUAAACCAAGGAUUCAGGAACCAAUCCUUGUAAGCGUUUUAUAGCUGUGAGAUGUAUCAACGCAGUGCUGGUCUAUAUAGCAUUGCAUAAGAAAGCAUGCAUAACAUACUGUUCAGUGGGUUUUUUUGGAAAUCUUUAUAAGUAUAAUUUUUACAUUCUUUUUUCAGAGAGAAUAAAAGUUAAGAAAGUUUUCUAAUUUUUUAUAACAAUUGUUAGUGCCAAACAUGUUUAGUGGAAAAUGUUAAUUGUUUUAGCAGGGCUUGGUGCUAGAUUUGAGGCUACUGUUCCACUAUUGAAAUAUCUGGCGCUUAAAUAUGACAUUCUCAGUAGAUUUUGCAUAAAAAUUGACUGGUUUCCUUGUAAUGCUCAGAAUUUAAACACAGCCAAUUCUUUCUUUUUUUAUGAGCAGUUCUAGGGUAUAAAAAGAAAGUUAGGGUCAGUUACUUCUAACUCGCAUUUCAGUUUUACAAUAGUCUGGUUUUUAAAUUAGGUUUUAUUUCCAUUUUAUAAUAAAAAAAAAAAUAAAUGAAAAA
Xenopus tropicalis (tropical clawed frog) is the source of this 3280-nucleotide messenger RNA. It is a transcript of the gene glull, whose product is annotated as glutamine synthetase. Gene Ontology annotation, cellular component: cytoplasm. Gene Ontology annotation, molecular function: glutamine synthetase activity; catalytic activity. Gene Ontology annotation, biological process: L-glutamine biosynthetic process. The record is from RefSeq and is marked validated. NCBI's taxonomy places the organism in Eukaryota, Metazoa, Chordata, Amphibia, Anura, Pipidae.